UCCGUCGUUUUAUCGCCAUGGCGGAAGAAGAGGAAACACGGAAAACAAUUAGCUUGGUAGUUAAAACUGCUAAAGAAAAGAAAACCGUUGAUAUAGAAGAAGAUGCCAGUAUAAAAAACCUGAGAGAAAAAGUAUCCCAGUCUUUUAAUACACCUCUAGAACAAGUGUGUCUGAUAUUUGCUGGAAAAAUAUUAAAAGAUCAUGAAACAUUAGGAACUCACAAUAUUAAAGAUGGACUGACUAUUCAUCUGGUUGUACGUUCUGCCACAAGACACCAAGAAAGACAAGGAGGGACAGGGAGUCAGCAGAGUAGAGCUGAUAUUUCUGCCACACCAUUUGGGCUUGGAAGUAUUGGUGGAUUACCAGGACUAGCUGGUUUGGGUUUAGGAUCUGCUAACUUUAUGGAUAUGCAGCAGAGAAUGCAACAGGAGUUCCUGAGUAACCCUGAUAUGAUGCGCCAACUUAUGGAAAACCCCAUGGUGCAAUCAAUGAUGAACAAUCCUGAAUAUAUGAGACAGUUAAUUACAAGUAACCCACAGAUGCAACAACUUAUGGAAAGAAACCCAGAAAUCAGUCAUAUGCUGAACAACCCAGAUUUGUUGCGACAAACAAUGGAAGUUGUGAGGAACCCAGCUAUGCUACAAGAGUUAAUGAGAAGUCAAGAUAGAGCUCUUAGCAACUUAGAGAGUGUACCUGGUGGAUAUAAUGCUCUUAGGAGGAUGUAUACUGAUCUACAAGAACCAAUGCUUAGUGCUGCUCAAGAACAACUUGGUGGAAAUCCAUUUGCUGCUUUGAUAAAUAACAUUAGUGAGGGACAAGCUGAUUCUGUACAACAAGGAACAGAAAAUAGAGAUCCUUUGCCUAACCCCUGGGGUUCUAAUGGUGACACCACAACCCACACUACCACAACAACAACUAGCAGCACUGUCUCUUCCACUUCGGGGCAAAAUACUGCUGUGGGAGGAGCUUUCUUUGGCUCUCCUGGCAUGCAGAGUUUGAUGCAGCAGUUAAUAGAAAACCCACAACUAAUGCAGAAUAUGAUGAGUGCCCCCUACAUGCAGUCAACACUGCAGGCUCUCUCAGCUAAUCCUGAAAUGGCACAACAAAUUGUAGCCAAUAAUCCACUCCUAUCAGGCAAUCCCCAACUUCAAGAGCAAGUUCAAAAUAUGAUGCCCAUAUUUCUUCAACAGAUGCAGAACCCAGAAAUUCAGUCACUGAUGACAAAUCCACAAGCUCUUAGAGCUAUAAUGGAGAUCCAACAAGGCAUGGAGCAACUACAACAAGUUGCACCAGGAGCUUUCAGUGUCUUUCCAGGAAGUCGGCCUCCUAAUGCCAGUACUACUACUACAACUGCAUCAAAUGUUACCAGUACUGUUACUGCUACUACAACUGCAGCAAAUGUUACCAACACUGCUGCUACUACAGUGAAUACUUCCAGCACAACUGCCUCUAGUAGUACUGGAAACAGUGGUCAAGAUCCUUUCAGUCAGUUUAUGUCUCAAAUGGUGUCAGCCAUGGCCCAGGGUGGAAACAAUACGCAGCUGCCACCUGAAGAAAGAUACAGAACACAGUUGGAACAACUAACAGCCAUGGGGUUUAUCAACAGAGAUGCUAAUUUACAAGCUCUAAUUGCAACUUUUGGUGAUGUCAAUGCUGCGGUUGAAAGGCUUCUGCAGUCCCAGCAGUAGCAUUGUUUCUGAUUAUAGAUGAACAUCCUCUAAAACAAUUUUCAGCAAGAUAAUAUUUUAUUGUACAGGACAGUUUAGGUAAAAACCAUUUGCUCUGCCUGUACAUGUACUAACAGGAUUGAGCAGAAAGAACAUGGGCAAAAUGUUGCACUUCUUAUCCCUCUUCUAUGAAAGUAUUUGUGUUACAGAUAGAUUAACCCUUUUCAUGUUUUGUGUAUCUUUAGUGAUCUGUUUAGCUGGUAUCAUGAUUUUAUAAAUUUUCCAUUAAUUCUGGUCUCUGUAACUAAACUAAAACAAUAUCUAAAGUAAGACACUACCUGAAGGGUAAGAUUAAAAGUGAAACAACUUACAUUUUCAGAAGGCAGCAAAGAAAAAAACACAGUAUAGUUAAUUUUGAUUUCUGAUUGUUGCUGAUGGAUAAGUCGUGAGUCUUGGAUAAUUUAUCACUUCAUCAUCAUGAGAAAUUUUUUUGUAGUAGCUAGGAUGUUACAUGCACCAUGAGCUUAUUUGAGAUGUAUCUAAAAAAUUUGCAUGAGGCACCAUAAAGCAUAAUUGAAAAUUUUUUUAUCAGAUGAUCACUAUUUUAUUUCUUGAAAUCAGAAGAGUUAAUUAUAUAUCAAAGCAUCUUAUUUCCGUGUAAUGUUUGGAUUUUUUAGAUUUCUUCAACUACACAUUAGAAGAAUGGUUCUUUUGAGAUUAAAAUGUACUUCAAAAUUCAAGCCCUAUGAAAUUAAGUGAUUGUUUCUAUAAUGAUAUACCUAUCUCUCAUAAGUUGUGUUUAAAGCUAUAUACUACAUAAGACUACUAUACAUUUUUGUAAUUUUUAAGUUUCAUUCAAAUAUGAAAACUGGUAGUGAAUGCAUUAGUCUUCUUCAAAAUAAAAUUCUAGGGUUCAAGUACAUUACAUUUGCUGUAAGAGUAAAUAGAAUUUUACAUUUUUGUUAAAGUGUUAGUCAUGUUUAUUAUGUUCUACACUGUGAUUCUGUGUAUGCUGAAAAUUUAUAUUGCCAAAAAUGUGAAUUAAUGACAUCUAAAAACUGUUGGACAGGGAAGAAUUUUAGUAGUCAAUGGUAUAUUUCCAUUUGUAUUAUAUACAUAUUUUCCAGUAUUCAUAUGGCUUAAUAUUUAGGAUUUUUGCUUGUGUAAAAAAAACGUACAGUUUUAAAAUGAGCUGCCUUAUAUUUUUGUCCAUCCUUCUCUUUUGUAGUUGAUAUGCCUCAAAACUAAAACAUGCAUCCAUAAUUCCUGUUUCUGUAGAAUUCCAGAGAGUUAAAAUCAUAAGUACAUUGAUCAAAAUUUAAAGUAACUAAAGUUAAAGAUGUUUUAUUUGUUGUUCAGACAUUGAACAAGUUAAUGAAAGAUAUGUGUGGUAACAAUGCUGAUAUAGAUUAGAUUCAUAAAAGCUGCAAGUUUCCCAGACUCAGUAUUCUAAACUCCUGCAAGCCCUUAUUUUUUUAUUUUGUUCCAUGACUGCUUUCAGUGGGACUAGUGCUUACCUUCCUAAAUUAACCUUUAAAAACUAAAAAUGUGAACUGAAAGCUAAUAUAAAGUAGUAAUAAAAUGAUUAAUCAAGAAAAUUUUAUAUUUUUUUAGCAAUUUGAAAUGUUUAAUCUGUUGUACAAUUGUAAUUUUUAUAUUAUGCUUUAACUUCUUACAAAGAAGAUUAUUACCAUCAGUUUGAGGUUGCACUCCCAGACUCCCUAAAUCCUUACAUUUAUAAAAGAGAAUCCUAGGAGUUGGGAGAUUCUGUUAACCCUUUCUUGAGUGGAUGGGUGUCACUCAUAUUCCCUGAUUAUUUAUUCUAACAGUGGUGAUAGUUAACCAAAUUGCAGGGAAAAUAUUAUCCAGUGCAUUUUCUUGAUUAAUCUUCAUUAAAAACUUAUAGAAAGGUGUCUGUACUCAAUUGUAACUGUUUACACUUUGGAUACUAAAUGACCCUUCUUCCUUGAUGAUAGUGAUUCAUUCAGACGAACACAUACAAAGGGAACUUGAUGCAAGUAUUUAUAAGGUAGGAUAAAAGUUUUAAUAACAAAGCUAUUUAUGGAAAUUCUUAAAUUCUUUACAUCCUCCUGCUUAUGGAUUAUUUUUUUAAUCAUUUAAAUUAUAUAAGGAAUACAGAUAGUUUAACUACCUUUAAUAAAGGCAAAAUAGAAUGUAAAUAAAUAAAUAAAUAAAAGAGCUGGAAUCCUGGGAUUUGAAUCACUAAAGUCCCAAGAUUCAGAAAAAGAUUUACUACAACACCUACCCUCAGUGUAAUAACAGUGAUAGGGGAAAAGUACAGCAUAAAAUGAUAAUCAAAAAUGUUCACAGACUACUUGUAUAAGUGUUAAAAGAAAAAUAAUUUAUGCUUGUAUAUGAGUAUCAACGUUAGAGAAUGAUGUCUGAUGUUAUCUCAGAGUGCUAACUAAUUAGGAUAUUGGAGAUUUGUUUCAAAACAUUAGAAAUAUAAAGAGUGAAAAUUAGGGUUGGUGAUCAGAUAGUAAACUAUUAGUUUAAUUAAGCGAUAAAUUCAAGUGAAUACGUGGUGUCUAUAACAUGAGAAUAGGAAACAUAAGAGUUAUUAAUACCUUAUAGGUUUUAUAGCGAUAAUAGUAAGUUGCUUUUGUUCUUAAUUUAGAUACUGAAAGUUUUUUGUUAAAUCUUUAUGAUACUUACUCAAUCAGUAUACAAAUUUUGUUCCCCAUGUGUGUUCGAAAUUUCAAGGUUGUGAAAGAAGGGAUUAAAAGAAAUUGUUUUUUUUUCAAACAACUAUUGAAUAAGAAAACAUUGUGUAUUACCAAUUCUUUUAGUUGUUCAUCUACACUUGGUAUUGUAGAACAAGUAAAAUGAUGUUUAUCUGUCAUCCUUCAACAACUUGAACCAAACUUCAAACUGUUCAGUCAUACUGUUGGAUUCUGUAACUUGACUGCAUUCAAAUAAAUAAAUAAAUAAAUAAAAUAAUAAUGUUUUGCUGUAA
Limulus polyphemus (Atlantic horseshoe crab) is the source of this 4644-nucleotide messenger RNA. RefSeq names its product ubiquilin-1-like. The record is from RefSeq and is a predicted model, not a curated record. Bases 18 to 1688 code for a protein of 556 amino acids. Gene Ontology annotation, biological process: ubiquitin-dependent protein catabolic process. The transcript is spliced from 12 exons. NCBI's taxonomy places the organism in Eukaryota, Metazoa, Arthropoda, Merostomata, Xiphosura, Limulidae. Gene Ontology annotation, cellular component: cytosol. Gene Ontology annotation, molecular function: polyubiquitin modification-dependent protein binding.